Molecule: messenger RNA, 1149 nt
Organism: Carica papaya (papaya)
Lineage: Eukaryota; Viridiplantae; Streptophyta; Magnoliopsida; Brassicales; Caricaceae
Source: RefSeq, a predicted model, not a curated record
UCUCGUGUUUUGGCUGCCCCGCCACGCUUUUCACACCCGCUGACUUUUUAAUGCUUUUGUUACUUUACCAAGAAAGGAGAAAAAUUCGACGACGACGACGACGACUAAAUGUUUGACUCCAUUGACGAACUCAAUUUCGUUUCAUAUUCCUUUAUCUUUCUCUCUUGCGUGUAGAACAUUCAUGAAGAAUUAGCUUCUCAGUUUGGUCUCUGGUUAUUUCAUUAGCUCGGUUGAUCCCGUUCUUCGAGUCUUCUGCUCCUCUGCAAAUUAAUCUCUGGUCUACAUUCACUUCUUGUUAGUUUCCAUGAACACUUGGAAGUAAGAAUCAUAUCAUGCAAAAGUUUUGGUUUGAAUUGGACAAUGAUUGUGGGGAAUGGGAAUAAAAAUGAGGCAUGAAUUAAGAUUUCCAAAUUGAGAAUGGAGACAUUAGGUGCUACUGGAUAAGAGGGUGUCUUGAGGAGGACUACAGCUGUCAAUUUGAUGUCUUCUCAAAACAACUUGAUGCCUGGGUUUGAAAGCAAUGGGGUUCAGACUCAUAGCUUUGAUUUGAAAAACAGGCAUGACUUUGGAACGCAUGUUGCCCCAAGGAAAGUAAACGGAGAUGGAAAUUUUAAUAAUGUUCAAGAUCAAGAGGCUAUGGAACUUUAUUCAAGAGCUAGAGCAUUGGAAGAGGAGAUAAAAAUUCUCCGUAACCAAGUUUCUGGUGCCUGUUUAAAGGACAUGCAGUUACUGAAUGAAAAGUAUGCAUUAGAGAGAACAAUAGCUGACUUGCAAAUGGCAAUUCAUGAGAAGCAAAACGAAGCUGUCUCAUGUGCAUUAAAUGAAUUAGCUCGUAGAAAAGGUGAUAUUGAGGAGAAUUUAAAAUUGGUUCACGAUUUGAAGGUGGCAGAGGAUGAGAGAUAUGUCUUCAUGUCAUCCAUGCUUGGCCUACUGGCUGAAUAUGGAUUUUUGCCACGCGUUGUAAAUGCAUCUGCUAUAUCCAACAAUGUGAAGUACCUGCAUGAUCAAUUGGAAUGGAAGAUUAGAGCUUCUCAUGUAAGCUUUCUACCUUGUAGCUUUAUUUUAUGCUCAUUGUGCUCAUUCUCAUCAUUUGUGAUAUAUUUAGGACAACUGCAUUUUUGUAUUUACAUAUAACAAUAUGGUUUUGUU